AUGGCGAUCCUCGUGUGUGGCUGCCUUUCCCCGCCACCCCUCUGUGGCCCUGGGAGAUACGUGCGGUCGCUCUGCGACUAUCCGGGUCACUGUCGGUUACCAUAUCGCUCCUCCUACUUGGCGAAUCAUGGUGCUCCUGAUUUCAGUCGAGCGAACCCACCGUCGGGUGAAUGGAGCGACUUGGUGACCAAGCGAUGGGUAACGAUACCCAUCCAUCUUCCCAAUGAGGUCGUUGACCGACUCGAACGAAUUGCGCGAGGUCCUAAGACUCGCUUGCAUCCUUCAAGACGGGGUGGGGUAUUGAACGUUGACCACGGGAUGGCAGGUGGUCUCCAAUACACCCACCCUAGAAAAAUAAUGAAAUACCUGCGGACGAAGCAGCAUGCCAUUCAUAUAUUCCGACUUGCCAUCCAUUUAAAUAUCAGGGUCAAUAGCGAGGCAAGACCUCGGUUUGAAAGAUGCGCGCUGCCUCCGUCUGGGUGCUCCCUUGCCGUGGGCCCCGGGCUUUCCACCAAACGCACCUAUACCAUCGCGUCCGGUUUGUCACCUCAUUCCGGUUGGAAGUUGUCCGUACACAGAGAAGCCUUUGAAGGCUUACUCGCCGUACCGACCUUGCUUCUUUCCCUCCUUUCGAUCUGGAUAAUCAGUUCUGCCUUUGCUUUAUUGGUGGUAUCUUCCACGCAUCCUCAAACUGCGACAUCACGAUUUCACGACAUUAAGAAUCAAACACCUCAAUCGAAGGUCGAUCACAUCUUUCGUCCAGCCGCUUACAAGCUAAACUCUGGCAACACAAUAUCGCUCACGUCGGCCGCCAAAAGUAUUGCUAUGUCAACCACCUUGUAGGCGAGUGAGUGCUUUCAAUGAAACGCCAACAUCAUCACAUCGAGUGAGCUCGCAUCCCAAGAACAAUAAAAGGACAGACAAACUAUCAACUCUUGUGUGAAGUGCUCUAUAAGCGAGUGAUAGCCUCUGCGUGAGGCGCCAACACAACGACAAUACGCAGUAUUGUCCCCUGGGGGAUAGAACGGAAGUGGGUGCGCUCCCCUCCGUUCGGGUGCUCCCUUGACGUGGGCCCCGGGCUUGCAGGCGUUGUACGGCUGCCUUCGGCGCUGUCUCGCCGUACCAAACGCACUUCGCACUUCAGCGCAUCCUAGAUAUUAACUCAAUGUAGUAUUCAAUUUGCAUAAAUUCUAUCCAUAAUAUAUCAAAAUCAUGAAAGUCUUUAGUCCAAAUCCAG
Molecule: messenger RNA, 1237 nt
Organism: Guyanagaster necrorhizus
Lineage: Eukaryota; Fungi; Basidiomycota; Agaricomycetes; Agaricales; Physalacriaceae
Exons: 10
Coding region: 1-843 (280 amino acids)
Source: RefSeq, a predicted model, not a curated record